CUCUCACCUUUUUUAGGCUUUGUGGUCCCAGCCAAUUGGAAGGUUGAGACAGGAUGAUGGGGAGUUCAGGGCCAGCCUAAGCUAUAUAGCAAGACACUUAUACAAGAUAAACAAAAAAUUUGCUUUGGAGGCAGAAGCAAAUUUGAGGCCAGCUUGUGCUAUGUAUUGAGGUUCAAUCUCAAGAAAACGUGAGUUAUUAAUAAAAAAUGGAUUAAUAAAUUCCAGCUAAUAUGCCACCUACUUUUUUGUUUUGUUUGAGACAGGGUUUCUCUGUGUAACAGUCCUAGCUGUCCUGGAACUAGCUCUUGUAGACCAGGCUGGCCUUGAACUCAACAGAGAUCCACCUGCCUCUGCCUCCUCAAGUGCCGGGAUUAAAGAAGUGCUACCACUGCCAGGCCCAAUGCCACCUACUUUUAAUUCAAGCACUCAGGAAGCAGAGGCAGGCACAUCUCUUGAGUUUGAGCUCCACACCAGCCAAGGCUGCAUAGUGAGACCCUGUUUAACUACAGAGGGAUUCAGUAGACAGAAGCCUGUGUUCGUGGGAUGUUGUGCAAAUUAUAUUAUCUUUGACUCAAUUUCUUAUGUAUAAAAUGAAUGAGUUAAUAAUAUAGUAAGCACUUGAAAACAGUGCCACGGUCAUCAUAAGUGUACAGUACAUGUCCGCUGUUAUUCUAGUAAUCUUGUUGCAGGCUCUAAGGUUAGAUAUAAGAAAGGCCCAGAAAUUCUUAAGAGGCAUUUACCUGAAGGCCGAAGUGGGGCCCUUAGGGACUCUCUCCGGCACCUAUGGAUCUGGCAUCUACACCUGGACAGCCCAACCCUGCGUGAAGUACAGCUCACUCGGUAACUGAGAGAAAAGAGCUACUGAAACAAGAUGCCUUGACUUUCCAGCUGCCCACGGUGUCCUGACCAGAGGACACGCAACCCUGAUGCCGGUAGCCUAAGAAGAGGCGUUAGACUAAGUGCGUAGCGACCUGGGGGCGUGACGUACGCAGGUCCCGCCCACCGCGACGUACUGCGGUCCCACAGCCAAUCCGGAAGCGCGUAUCGGGUUCAAAUUGAGUCGGCGGGUCAAUGUGACUAAGUCGACUUAGCCAGAAAAGUGAUCAAAUUGAAGAUGUGGAGGGUUAAGACACUGAAUCUCUGCUUGUCGCCUUCGCCCCAACCGGGAAAACCAGCUAUGAGAACUCCUCUCCGAGAGCUGAAACUGCAGCCCGGAGCCCUCACCAAUUCAGAGAAAAGGCCGCCGAUGUUCUCCUCGUUGACCCCAUACCUGCGCAAGCUGGAGCUGAAGGAAAGGAACAGCAACUUAUCUCCAGUGGAUUUUAUCAGUCCUGAGAACAACUGCCCUUCAGAACAGGUCAGUCAGCCUUCAGAGUCCACAGAAGCUUGUCAGCGUGAGUCUGACCCACCUCCCGAGAGCACCUUUCCUCUUGGUACAUCAGAGAAAGCAGCAGACACAAUGGAUGACUUUGUAGUAGAACCAAUGGAUGAAAGUCUAAUUGAGACCAUGGUUCUUCUACCCUUCCCACUAGGGCAGCAGCAAGACCUGAUGCUUGAGGCUCUCUUAGAUACCAGAGCAGAGAAAAACAGCAGCUCUCUAAAUGAGUCUUCAGGGCUGGAGGAUCUGGUGGAGAAAGAGGUGGCGCCCUGUAUGGAAGACAGCUUUACAGAAGUUGUUUCUAUUAGGCCUGAGCAACCUGCAUCUCAGGACCCUCCAUCUCACCUCCCAGAAUAUCCACCAGAACCCUGUUCUGAGCAGUUCCACUGCUUUGAAGAAAACCCGCAAGGCGUUAACCCUGAAGCUGCACCUGAGCACUUAGUACCUUCUGAAAAUGUCUUGACUUUCUCUGUGGCCUUGACUGAAGAUUUACCCGUUGAUCACGUAGACCCAGGGGAGGAAACUGUUGAGUACAGAGUUAUACAGGAAACAAGCAUUCCCACAUUCCCUGAGGGGGUUGAAUCGGGACAUCAAGCACUGGCUACAAAUGCAGAUGUCCCAUCUGUAUCUCUGACAUCGAGUCUAGUAGAAAUGGGAACCCAGGAAGCUCCAGGCCCAACUACAGAAGAUGCUAGUAGGAUUCCUGGCUUAGAUUCAGAGACUUGGAUGUCCCCACUGGCCUGGCUAGAAAAUGGUGUGAAUACAUCAGUCAUGCUACAGAAUCUCCGCCAGAGGUUAUCCUUCCCCGCUGUGCUUCAGGAUGCAGCCAUUGGCAAUACACCCCUCUCCACCUGUUCUGUGGGAACUUCUUUUACUCCUCCAGCACCAGCAGAAGCAGGCACCAAGCACAGUGCUUCAGAGACAGAGCGCCUCCUCUUGGGCUGCGGUCCUCUGGAUCUGACUGCCUUGUCCCGACACGACCUGGAAGAGAACCUGUUGAACUCCCUUGCUAUGCUGGAAGUUCUUUCCCACCAGCUUCAAGCCUGGAAGAGGCAGCUCCCUCUCCCUCACCGGGACUCUCAAGACGGUAGCACACAGACUGACAGCUCUCCGAGUGAGGUCACUAAGACACCUAAACUUCUUCAGGACAGCAAAGAGAUUAGACAGGCCCUGCUGCAAGCCAGGAACGUCAUGCAAUCAUGGCUGCUAGUCUCUAGAGAGCUGAUAUCCUUGCUGCACUUGUCCCUGACACACAUGACAGAAGACAGGAUGACAGUGAGUCAGGAGUCUCAGCGUGCAGACACCCUGAUUUCCUCCUGCUCUCAUGUCCUGAAGAAGCUGAGGGCAAAGCUCCAGAGCCUCAGAACAGAAAGGGAGGAGGCGAGGCACAGAGAGGAAAUGGCCCUGAAAGGCAAAGAUGCGGCAGAGGCAGUACUGGAGGCUUUCCGCACACAUGCCAGCCAGCGCAUCAGCCAACUGGAACAGGAUUUGACAUCAAUGCGGACGUUCAGAGGCCUUCUACAGGAGGCCCAGACCCAGCUGACAGAGCUUCACACAGAGCAGGAGGAGCUGGCUCAGCAGACAGUGAGUCUGACUUCUGCCUUGCAGCAGGACUGGACAUCAGUCCACCUGGAUUAUGGGACAUGGGCAGCUUUGCUGAGUCGGGCUCGAGGACUCACAGAGAAGCUCACAAUCAAGAGCCGGCAGGCCCUUCAGGAGCGGGAUGCUGCAGUCGAGGAAAAGAAGCAGGUUUCAAAGAAACUUGAACAAGUCUCUGCCCAUCUAGAGGAUUAUAAAGACCAAAUAGAACAGCUGAAGUUGGAAAAUAGUCACCUUACCACAGAGCUCCAGGCUCAGCUGCAGAGUCUGACUAGCACAGAGAGCCAGCUGAAAGAACUGCAGAGUCAGCAUACCCACUGUGUGCAGGACCUGGCCACGAAGGAUGAGCUGCUGUGUCAGCUUACCCAGAGCAACAAGGAGCAGACUGCUCAAUGGCAAAAGAAGGAAAUGGAACUACAACACACGCAAGCACAGCUGCAGCAUCAGCGGGCUGUGCUGGCCAAGGAGGUGCAGGAUCUGAAGGAGACCCUGGAGUUUGCAGACCAAGAGAGUCAAGUUGCUCACCUGGAGCUGGGCCAGAUCGAGUGUCAGCUGAGAGGCACACUAGAAGUGCUGCGGGAGCGCAGCCUGCAAUGCGAGACUCUCAGGGACACUGUGCAGAACCUGAAGGCUGAGCUGGCCAGCACUACAGCAAGGCAUGAGAAACAGGCCCUGGAGAAGACAUCCCAGCAUUCUCAAGAGCUGAGGUUGCUGACCCAGCAGCUACAGAGUCUCAGCCUCUUCUUACAGGCAAAGCUAAAGGAGAACAAGGCUGAAUCAGAGGUCAUUCUACCCAGCACAGGCUGUGCUCCAGCCCAGGAACACCCUCUACUCAAUGACAGUACCAUUUCAGAAAACACCCUGACAGCAGUGGCAGAUGAAGAGCCAGAACCGGUUCCCGUGCCAUUGCUUGGAAGUGAUAAGAGUGCUUUCACCCGAGUAGCAUCGGCCAUGUCCCCCCAGCCUACAGAGACCCCAGACCUGGAGAAGAGCCUGGCAGAGAUGAGUACUACGUUACUGGAGCUUCAGAGCCUGUGUUCUCUGCUGCAAGAGUCUAGAGAAGAAGCCGUUGGGGCCCUGCAGAGGAAAAUCUGUGAACUGCAGACCAGACUGCAGGACCAAGAAGAAGAGCACCAGGAAGCCCAGAAGGCAAAGGAAGCAGACAUAGAGAAGCUGAACCAGACCUUGUGCUUGUGCUACAAGAAUGAAAAGGAGCUCCAGGAGCUGAUACAGAAGCAGAGCGAGAAGAUCCUCGGGCAGAUAGACAAGAGUAGUGAGCUCAUAAGUCUCAGGAAGGAGGUGACCGAGCUCACACAUUCACUGCGGCAUGCAGAGACAGAGAAUAAAGUGCUCCAGGAAGCCCUGGAGGGCCAGCUAGACCCCAGCUGUCAGCCGAUAGCUACUAACUGGAUCCAGGAGAAAGUGUCUCUCUCACAGGAAGUGGACAAGCUGAGGGUCAUGUUCCUCGAGAUGAAAAAUGAAAAAGCAAAGCUGAUGGUCAAGUACCAGAGCCACAGGAACAUCCUUGAGGAGAACCUUCGGCGCUCUGACACUGAGUUAAAGAAACUUGAUGACACCAUUCAGCAUAUCUACGAGACUCUGCUGUCUGUCCCCGAAGUAGUGAAGAGCUGCAGGGAGCUGCAAGGAUUGCUGGAGUUUCUGAGCUAAUGAGCUGAAAGAGUGGGCUAGUGCUGUGCACCUGUACUUCCGGCUGCUCCAGAGGCUGAGGCAGGAGGAUGGUUUACUCUCAGGAGUUUGAGAAUAGCGCUGACAACCUGUCAAAGAAACCGAAAGCUGGACUCCACUUCGUUCCUUUUCCCUUCAGGGUCCCUUACCCCCAGUAAUAGGACCAACUGGG
Arvicola amphibius (Eurasian water vole) is the source of this 4835-nucleotide messenger RNA. It is a transcript of the gene Spag5, whose product is annotated as sperm associated antigen 5. Bases 1115 to 4645 code for a protein of 1176 amino acids. NCBI's taxonomy places the organism in Eukaryota, Metazoa, Chordata, Mammalia, Rodentia, Cricetidae. The record is from RefSeq and is a predicted model, not a curated record. The transcript is spliced from 24 exons. Gene Ontology annotation, biological process: cell division; regulation of attachment of spindle microtubules to kinetochore.